Messenger RNA from Nasonia vitripennis (jewel wasp), 2352 nucleotides. Its product is annotated as probable tyrosyl-DNA phosphodiesterase. Gene Ontology annotation, molecular function: 3'-tyrosyl-DNA phosphodiesterase activity; double-stranded DNA binding; single-stranded DNA binding. Gene Ontology annotation, cellular component: nucleus. Bases 224 to 1945 code for a protein of 573 amino acids. Gene Ontology annotation, biological process: double-strand break repair; single strand break repair. The transcript has 5 exons. Lineage: Eukaryota; Metazoa; Arthropoda; Insecta; Hymenoptera; Pteromalidae. The record is from RefSeq and is a predicted model, not a curated record.
GUAUUUUAGUGUUAUUUUGAAUCCGAAAGUGAGAUAACCUAAAAUCUACCCCAAGUAUUAGCACAAAGACAACUUGUAAAUAUGUAAACAAUCAUAUUUUUGAAAGGUAAAAAGUCACAAGUUAUAUGCAGUUUAUAAAUGAAAGUUGUGAUAUUGAAUUUCAAAAUAGUAAAUAUCAUACAUUAGUUAUACAUUUCUUAAAGCAAUAAGCUAAUCAGUCAAAAUGAGUAAAGAACCUAUUGAUCUUGAAAAAAUUAAAAUUUGUCGGAAUGAAAAUGCAGAAUAUGGUGAAAAAGACUAUUAUUCUAAAAGAUUGAAUCUAUCUGUAAGUACUUGGUUAAAGCUGUAUGAACAGCAAAUAUCAGUAGAAUAUAGAGCAAGAUUGAGAGAUGUUAGUAUUCUCAUGGCUAAAGAGUUUCGUGGUGAUAAUGUUUACAUAAGUGAACAUGGAUCAUUCAAUACAAAGUUUGCGGCAUCUGCUCCAUAUUACUUUUUUUUGACAUCAGUCGACAACGCUGAACUCACACACAAUCAACCAUACUCUGUAGCCUUUCAUGAAAUAAUUGAUUACACAACAGGAGAAUUAAUUGACAGUCUGCAUAUAAAUUUCAUGGCUGAGAUGUUGUGGCUUAUAAAUGAGUAUAUGCUUGCUGUCCAAGUUCCAAAAAUGACAGUUCUUUAUGGCAGCUGGCUCGAUCCUGACAUGAUGUAUGAAAUACCAUUUGAUAUUGAAUUUGUAAAUGUUGAAAUGUCUGAAUUUGGUUGUCAUCACUCAAAAAUAUCAAUCUUCAAGUACACUGGUGAUAAAAUUAGAAUCAUGAUUUCUUCAUCAAACAUUUAUGCUGAAGAUUGGCAGAGUAGAACUCAAGGACUUUGGAUAUCACCAUUUUUACCAUUGCUUCCGGAAGAUGCAAAUGAAAGUGAUGGCGAAUCUCCAACAAAUUUUAAACGUGACUUUUUGCAGUAUUUAAGCAUGUACAAUCAGCCUGAGGUAUUUGGAUGGUCAGCGUUAAUUCAUAGGGCAGAUUGUUCAGCUAUAAAUGUAUUUUUCAUUGCAUCUGUACCUGGGCACCAUGAUGGUUCUAGUCUGGAUACUUGGGGUCAUAGAAAACUAGCUGCACUAUUAUCAGCUCAUGCUAGUUUACCAUCUGAUGCACAAAAAUGGCCAGUCAUUGCACAAAGUUCCUCCGUAGGAGUUUUUGGUCCAGAUUAUCAGAGUUGGCUAUCAUCAUCAAUAGUUAGAACCAUGUCCAAAGAAAAAGACAAAAAAAUUAUAAUUUUUCCAGAGUUUAAGUUUAUUUAUCCAUCAAAAAAUAAUUACAAUCAAAGUUAUGACAAUCAAAUUGGUUCAUCUUGCCUUAUGUACAAUGAGCAAAAUUAUUUGAAACAGCAAUGGUUAAAAGAUUAUUUAUAUCAGUGGAAAUCAGAUAAAAUAGGUCGAACGCAAGCAAUGCCGCAUUUAAAAUGCUAUACAAGAAUUUCACCUGAUGAGUCGGAAAUGGCGUGGUUUUUUUUAACAAGCGCAAAUCUGAGUAAAGGUGCGAUGGGCAAGAUGUUGAGAAAUUGCACUGUGCAAACUUUGUGCAACUAUGAGGCUGGUGUCCUUUUUCUCCCACAGUUUAUACUAAAUCAAAAUACGUUUCCCCUAAAAGAACCUUUAUCACCGGAAGCACCGAUUUUCUUGCUACCCUAUGACUUGCCUCUAACUCCUUAUGAACCAAAUGAUGAGCCUUAUGUUACUAUUAUCCCUGCUGAUGCAAUCGAGGCAGAACCAAUUCAGACUCCCGAUACAGCUAUAGAUUCACAAAAUUUGGAAAAAGUAAUGGAUGUGGAUGAAAAUCCAGUUCCAGACAUAUCUGAAGAAACAUCGAAUUUAGAGGAAGGUAAAAAUCCUAAUGAAAUCUCAGAAUCAGAACAUCUUACUAUAACAGAAGUUAUAGAAUAAUACGUUUCAUUAAAAUUUAACGGUUUGACAAUUGUAUUCAAUAAUGCUGACAGCUUUAUUCAAAAGUAUAUAAUAUUAUAAUUUAUUUAUUAGUUUUUAGUUUUUUUGUGAUUUGUAGUAACGAUUCCUAAGUGCCGUUACUCUCCGUAAUUUACAAACAAAUCUUAGUAUCUAACAGAUUGUGUAUUACGAGUUUCAAAUGGACUUGCAAACGCAAAGAACAGAAGCUUCUAUAAUUUUCUGUUGUUCUUGUUAAACGUAUUUAUUAGUUUUAAGGAAGUUUUUUACAAAAUGCCUAGCAAUAUUUUGAAACUGGUACUAUGAGAAAAGAAAACGAAAAGAUCAUUGACAAAAGAAAAUACUGUGCAUUUUUGUACGAAUGUUAAUAAAGUCUAUAUUUUAAUUUA